Symbiodinium natans is the source of this 1608-nucleotide messenger RNA. The record is from the annotation of a GenBank genome assembly. NCBI's taxonomy places the organism in Eukaryota, Dinophyceae, Suessiales, Symbiodiniaceae.
AUGGGCAGAAGACUGUUGGCUUCUUUCCAAUCAUUGCACACUGAAGCAGAGAAAGCAGAUUUGCAAAAGUUGUCGUGUCUUCUGGCCGCCAUGACGGAGAGUGGCUUGCAGGCCGUCGUGGGAACUCCCAGUGAAGUCAGUGAAGACUCUGCGCAAGACUGUCUGGAUUCGCUGUUUCUUGAGCGCCUCCUUGAGAUGAUGACCCAGAUGAAAGCCAUCAGACCCGAGAUCGUGCGAGGGAUCCCAGUGCACCGAUUCCUGCGGCGCAUGCCAUGCAAGGGGUUGGCGAAGCAGCACAGGAUUUUCUACGGACGCAGUAAGGUGACGAAGCAGCUGGAUGAGUUCUGGUCUCACAGCUGGCGCACCAAGGCGUGGCUCAAGUAUGUCAACAUCCUCUUCUUGAACAACGGCUUCCCAGCCUUUGUGGUGGGCACUCUUUGUGCCCUGGUGGCUUUCUCUCUAAGUUUGGCUGGCAUCUUGCCACUGCAACGCACCGUGGGCCCCGCAAACGCGUGGUGCACCAUAGCUGGCAGCAUCGGCUACUACAUGACUCUUCUCCUCUGGCCUAGCAGGAAGCUCGCGUUCUUAGACAUCGCCUGCAUCAACCAGGAGGACGAAACCCAGAAAAGUGAGGCCCUACUCAGCAUGGGUGCAUUUCUGAGAUGCUCAAAGUCGCUGCUCGUCCUUUGGGAUGAGACAUAUGUUGCGCGACUGUGGUGCAUAUUCGAGAUGGCAGGUUUCUUACAUAGCAAAGGGCCUCGUGCGGACAAGUCUGUGCUGGUUUGCCCAGUGUUCGUGGGCCCCGCUCUUUUUGCGGGCAACCUCGGGCUCAGCGUGCUACUGCUUGCGCUCUUGUGUGCGGACUUGCCGCUGUUUCCGUGGGCUGGAAUCUUCAUCUCUGCUAUGGUGUUCCCAUGCAUGGUGUUGUUCGCCUAUGUGGUCCUUGUGCACUGUCGAAGCAUUGACGUGGUGCAGCACCAAGUCCGUCACUUCACUUUUGAACACUCCUUGUGUCACUGCUGUGAAAGCGGUCAUGUGGACGACAAUGGCGGGGAAGUAUCGUGCGACCGCCUCAUCAUCUUUCGAUGCAUUUCUGCUUGGUUUGGGUCUGUGGACGCCUUCGAGUCCCUCGUUCAGACGCGGCUGUUGAAGACAUUGGUCUGCCAGCUUGCGAACCAGGUGUUCUCAUACUGGCGCAUCGUGCAGGCAACAAUCCCAGCUGCAUGGGCCAUAUUGGAUCUGCACGAGAGCCGUCAGGACGCGGCUGCAGCGGUGCUGCAGACCAUGCUUGCAGCGGUGAAUUAUCCCUUCUGCGUGCUUCCAAUUUGUUCUCUGCUUAUGCUGCGCAUGGCUUACGGAGUACGUAGCCUUGGACACAGCAAAUGGACGCAAUGGCUGCUUUCUACCACGCUCAUUGCCGUAGAAUCACUGCUGUUUGGCGCCUACUUUUUGUGUGAGCAAGCUCUUCGCCAGCUUUCGGACGAUCACUUUGGAAACUGGUUGCCUGCCCACCUAGUGGCUCUGAUCUUGAUGGGUGCCGUCACCCUGGUUCUGUGGCGGCACUUGCCUGCUAUUGAGAUGCACUGGGAUUCUACAUCGAAUUCUUGA